AUGGAUGUUUUAGUUGCAGGUCAAGACAAGGUUUCAGGAAUUAAAAUUCUAACCUCUUCGAGAGAAAUCAAAUUCUUCGAAUAUGUUGAAUAUGUUGCACCAAAGGGACACAUGCAAAAAGGUUAUAACUCCACAACACGGAGGUUAGGAGGUAGCGUGAAAUUCACACCAGCACUGAGGCCAUCCCCAUUGACACAGAGGUCGAGCAAAAUAGCUCCUUCGACGACACAGAGAUCGCAAAGGGAUGGGAUAGGACAAUGGCAAGCUAAUAAACUCUCCAUUGAGGUCAAGUGGAAAACUUCACCUUAA
Molecule: messenger RNA, 309 nt
Organism: Acaulospora morrowiae
Lineage: Eukaryota; Fungi; Glomeromycota; Glomeromycetes; Diversisporales; Acaulosporaceae
Source: the annotation of a GenBank genome assembly